UGUCCUUCUUAACAUAAAAAAAAGUACAAGCACACAUACUGGAAAAUGUUAAGUUCAGAGACAUUAUGAUAUGAUCUACUCUUCCAUACAUACACCUUAUCAAUCCCACUGUUUACACACGUUAAGUGCUGCAUGUGGUAUCGUGAAUCUUUUAUUUGUCCUAAAAUUGAACCAAAUGUGUUUUAGAACAACAAAACAUAUAAAAUGACAGGUCAGUAUUUGUUCAUCAUGCCCUUAGUUGUAUAAUCACUUUUCAUAUCGGACAGAACAAAUGCCAGACGUGUCAGCACAGUUCAAGGCAUGCAGUAUAGACAUGCACAGUUCAAGACAUGCAACUGAAUCAAUAAAUGGACUUGUAUAUAUAAUAUAUGAGAGAUCUCAAUCCUACAGAAUAACUGUGAUGAUGACGCCGUUAUUCUUGAUUUCUUCGACUUUAAUACACAUUGCAGUAUCAACAUGCCAAAACUACAGUGUCACAUUUGAGCGACUUUUAGACUACGAUGAUGUAAACGUGAUGAACAUCAGCGUAUCGCUGAAUCUCAUUAUUGAUGUGAAUGAAGUCCACAAAUGUGCUGACGCAUGCGCAUUAAGUUCCAGUUGUGCUGUAUUCUACCAUGACCCGGUGGCAUCAUGCUGCAUUCUCUACCCCUUGAUCGUGAUCCCGAGUCCUAACACAGGAAGGUCAUCCCCCGGAUCUCGACACUAUCAGAGACGACUGCAGCUGCCAUCAGACCCUACAGAUUGGUGUGCAGAGAGUAAAGGCUGGGUUCAGGAUGAGGGCUCCACAAUCUGCUACAGCAUGUCAGAGGACGAAGCCAUUUGGGAGAAUGCAAAACGAACGUGUGAGGACAAAGGGGGGCAAUUGAUGAUGUUCAAAGACGAGGACAAAACAAAUAAAGUUUUGGAUAUUAUCAAUGGAUUCUAUUUAUAUAGCACCAACGUGUGGAUUGGCAUGACCGAUGUUGAGACAGAAGGAGUCUUCAAAUGGAUCGAUGGGACAACGCUGUCAAACGAUCAUGGGACCCGUAGUCUAAUUAAUGGAGGGACCGAAGAAAACUGUGUUAUGUUGCAUCAAGGCGGAAUAUAUGAUAGCGACUGUGGAAGCGAAAAAAGGUAUCUCUGUGAAAAUAGGCAAACCUAAAAUCAUUUGAUUUGACGAACUUAUUUAAUUAUUACAUUUACAGGUUACAUGUAUGUCUGUAUUUUCUUUGGUUGAGUAAGGGUCAAAUGACAUGGUAUUACCCAGAGAUCAAAAGUGGUAGUGCACUGCGUAAUUAAGCUAAUAGACUCAAAGGAGAGCCAUACUUUCAACCAAUCAGCGAGAGUCUUACGCAAAGCUUGUUGUGAAGCAACAUCUCCAAGGUAAACAAUAUGGCUGCUCAUUUCGCUGUCGUUUGCGAAAAAGAAAAAGACGCAAUUCUCAACUUUUUUAUAUUAUGCAAUAAAAGAAUUAUUGACCACAGUUGUGAUAAUAUCAUGUUUUAUGGAUUAUAAAACGGAUAUUGACCGAGGCCAGCUGGUCCAUGAAAGAUGGUAUUGCCUUCACGAAUGGUCAAUAAUUGAUAAAUUGAUAAGUAAAUAGUUGUUUUUCAUGCUAAUACAUACGGUUUUAGUUUUAGCUGCUCAAUAAUUAUAAAUAAUUAUUAUUACCCAUAUGGGCUCAAGUAUGCAGUGUAAUAACUUUUUGAUAUUUUGCACAGUGUACAAUUAGUGAUUUUUCCGUAAUCACUCGUACUUCGUGGGUUAUUCUAUAAGUAUUUCAUUGCAACUGCCUUUCCCAGCUACCUGUCACGAAUAUCACGAAUGUUUUAUAUCAAGAAGAUGACUGCAAUGUUUAAUACGAGAUUAUCAGGUUGAAAUUAAAAGGGGACGAACAUGCUAGUCUUUACUUUUACCUCUGUUUGCAAUAAAACGGCUCAUGACUGUCGUUUCUCUCUUGUUCAUGUUCUCUUAAAUAUGUCUUUGAAUGUGUUGUAUGUUGUCUGUUAUUUUGAACCUGGACCAGAGGCCUUAACACAGAAUAAAUUUAUAUGAUGGA
This is a messenger RNA of Haliotis rufescens (red abalone), 2038 nucleotides long. RefSeq names its product CD209 antigen-like protein A. The coding region runs from base 272 to 1141 and encodes 289 amino acids. The transcript has 4 exons. Lineage: Eukaryota; Metazoa; Mollusca; Gastropoda; Lepetellida; Haliotidae. The record is from RefSeq and is a predicted model, not a curated record.